Messenger RNA from Cottoperca gobio, 2051 nucleotides. RefSeq names its product adhesion G protein-coupled receptor G3 (gene adgrg3). Gene Ontology annotation, molecular function: G protein-coupled receptor activity. Gene Ontology annotation, biological process: adenylate cyclase-activating G protein-coupled receptor signaling pathway; cell surface receptor signaling pathway. The transcript has 12 exons. Gene Ontology annotation, cellular component: plasma membrane. The record is from RefSeq and is a predicted model, not a curated record. NCBI's taxonomy places the organism in Eukaryota, Metazoa, Chordata, Actinopteri, Perciformes, Bovichtidae. Bases 44 to 1633 code for a protein of 529 amino acids.
GCAGGCAACAGUCUCACCAUAUGUGUUUGAGCAACAGCAGGACAUGAUGUGGCUUACUCUUUGUCUCCUCACAUUGUGCUUUUCUACGACCCAAGCUGGUGGCUUCUGUGAAAGUGUCCUCCAGGAGUGUCGAGAAGGUGAUGUCCCCUGGACCAGUUGUUAUGAGGACAGAAUUGCAAGCUGCAGACUAAGAGGCCGCUUAAUGCAAAACUUCAUUCAGCGGAUGGUGAAUUCGUCUCAAGAGGCUGAAGUGAGUCCCACUCUUGAACACAGGGUUCACAUCCCAUCCUCAGCUCUCCAGAGAAGCAGAGUUGCUGUGUCUCAGCAAGAGGUGCUGCUGGUGGUCACUGUGAUCGACAGUACUUUCUUUGAGCUGAGUCCCCCUCAGAGAAAAGGCAGCACGAGACUGCUCAUACCACACCAGCCUGUCCACAUGCAAGGCACUGUUCUGGGGGAGUUAGUCCUGGUAGUGAGGACAGGGACCCAACCUGUCAGAGACCUCUCACAGCCCAUCAAAUUAACCUUCACACACAACAAACAGGUAGAAAAUGGGGCUUGUGUGUUUUGGCAGGAGUCACAGCGUGCGGAUGGAACAGGUCAUUGGAGCACAGACGGAUGUGACACCAGUGACACGGGACUUGAGUUUGUUUGCAGCUGCAACCACCUGAGCUUCUUUGCUGUGCUUGUGAACCCAGUAUUAUCAGUGGAUGUAAUAAAUGCUGAAAACCUUAGCUACAUCACCUACAUAGGAUCAGCACUCUCCAUCUUCUUCACCAUCAUCAGCUUGAUCAUCUACAUAUGUCUACAACGGCGGCGUCCUGAGAAGGCUAUCGGUGUGCAUUUGCAACUAACAGGAGCGCUGCUCUGCCUUCACCUCAGCUUCCUGCUGUGCAGCUUCUGGGUGCGGCAGCUGGAUGAGGAUGAGGAGGGCUGGGUCUGCCGCAGUCUGGGUCUCUUUUUACAUUGGUCACUGCUGGCCACCCUCAGCUGGCUGGCUCUGGAAGGAUUCCACCUCUACCUUCUCUUAGUUCAAGUCUUUAACAUCUACGUCAGGAGAUACCUGCUAAAGCUUAGCUUGGUCGGAUGGGGUCUUCCAACACUGAUUGCAAUGGUUUGUGGAAUUGUAGGUGUUUAUGGCAAAUACAGUCUGGACGUGAGUGAUGCCAACAACCCCAAUUCAACAGCGCAGAUAUGCUGGAUGAGCAAACAGUUCCCACAGAGGCUUUUAGUCAGCUACGUCACUACUGUGGCCUUCCCAUGCCUGGUGGUACUUUGUAAUUCCUGCAUGCUGGGGCUUGUGGUGUUUAAGCUCUGGCGGCUAAGGACAGGUGGAGGAGGCAUUGAAAGCAGCAGUGGCUGGAAGAAGAUGAACAGAGAGAAAGGGAUCAAGUUAUGGAAAGACUGUGUGACCGUGCUGGGCCUCAGCUGUGUGCUGGGCUUACCUUGGGGCUUGGCGAGCACCACCUACAUCUCCCUUCCUGGGAUCUACCUAUUCACUAUACUAAACUCCCUGCAGGGUGUGUUUAUGUUCCUGUGGUCCGUGGCUUUGAGCUGCAAGUCUCGAUCUGACAAUAACUCCUCAGGCAGAGACCCUUCCUCUCAGAGAGUGAUGACGACCAGUUUCAAUAACUGAUAUUCACAGCUACAACAAAUGUAUUUUUGCCUAUAUUAGGUGUUUACUGACAUUUGGACUCCAGCCAUAUACUGUUAAAUGAUAACUAACAAUAACUUAAUCAGUAUUGCAAAAAUGUUUAGUUAAAAUUGCAUAGACAAACAUGCAUCGUGAACAAUAAUCCCUUAUAAUUAUUUAUUGUGCUACAAAUGAUUCUUAUGGUUAUAGUAAUUUCAGGCAAAGAUUAUCAUUUGUGAAUCACUGAAUUAAAAAAAUAUGUUUUUCUGGGCUUAUAAAUUGUUCCAAAAAGAUUUUUGAAGGCUUAUUUUUUUAUAUUAUUUCAGAAACAUCAUAUAAUAAGAUCAAUGUAUAUUCAAAAGACUUAUUUGUACCGUAUUACUGCUCAGAGGGCAGUUGAAUAAAAGUGGUCGUAGCAGAG